This is a messenger RNA of Esox lucius (northern pike), 6386 nucleotides long. It is a transcript of the gene fam163ba, whose product is annotated as family with sequence similarity 163 member B, genome duplicate a. NCBI's taxonomy places the organism in Eukaryota, Metazoa, Chordata, Actinopteri, Esociformes, Esocidae. The record is from RefSeq and is a predicted model, not a curated record. Bases 3265 to 3765 code for a protein of 166 amino acids. The transcript is spliced from 4 exons.
CGAACUUUUAGCAAGAGUUAUCUAACUCGCAUAAUUGAUCAGGACAAGAUAGCCGGGUCACAAAAAGCGGAUAGUAGACUACAACUAGUCCGUAUCUAUUCGCAUAAAUCGUCUUAUUGAAGAUGAAAAGUAGGAGAGAACAGGCGUCGAAUCAAUCUCUCAGGGAUGCUCUCCAGAUCGACAUAUCUCCCGAUUCUGAAUGUCAAUAUGCGUUUUGUCAUAAUUUAACAUUGGCGGUGUUACCAUCAUUACAGUUCUACUGUAAAUACGCAUUGGGCAAUGGGCAUAGCCUAUGAGUCUGCCUUGACGACCAUUGCUUUCUCUGCCCAGCCGCGGACAACCGGAUUUAGCAGUGUGAUCUCGUCAGUUUCUUCUGAAUCCAUCUCAGCGUCUUCGAUUAGUGCACCACCUAUAUGCCGAUCAUUUAAUAACCUAAAGGAUUCAGAUUUCCUCUUCUAGCAUAAGGAAAGCCAUGCUACAAAGAACACAGCGCAGUACAGGAACACAAAUAAAUAUUUUGGGUAUACCCUGCCUGAGGAUCUGUUAGCAAUCCGGACACAGUAUAGCUGGCUGCCUGGACUUCACCAACUGCCGCCACAAGCGCCGGAGACCACAUUACCAGCGGAGUCAGCGAGACAGAACAAGCACAAAUCCCUGAUGAUUAUUUCUCAAAUGAGCGGUGAGGAAAAGGAAUCUGAAUUCUAAUGGUGGAUUACUGUUUUGGAGAAUAGUAUUUUCCACGAUACCAUUACAUAUGCUGUCAUUAUAUCCGGUAUCCGCGUAUUUUAGAAGAUGCCUGGCAGCUUCACAAUAGAACCUAUCAAACUCCAUACAAGCGAACUCUGACGGUAGGCUAUAUGACUGUAUGCUUGAUCAAAACACAACCUACAUUUUUUCAAUUUUUUUUGACGUAUUUUAACAUUAUCCUGAGCAGCUCUGGAGACCUUUAUUUUUUGGUUGUUUAUUGCCUAAUCUGAAACGACCCUGGAAUUGGCCUCGUGGACUUUUUGUAACCCCAAAUGAAUGGAUUGGAGACAGGAAUAAUUGGACACCAGAAAUAAAACAACAACGUAACCAAACUGUAUCUAAAAGACAAUAUUGAUUUAUAUAUGAUCGCAAAAUAAUUACAAAAAACCCAUAUAUUUUUAUGUUUGUUACUUUGGUUCAAUAGGCUACUAGAAACACAUUUUACACCUUAGUUCAAUUCCAUAGCUUGUAUGAAAUUUGAAUAAAUGUCCACAUAACACUGACCACUGUAUAAAAUCGUUCAGACCGGGGUCAUAUGGUGAAACGAAGUGUUACCACAACUGUUUUGAGUUAAACUGACGCUGACAAGAAACCGCUCAUAUAAUCGCUCGAGCCUCCCCGCCACAAUUCGGUGUCUCAGGUGCCAGCCUCACUGAUGGUCGGAAUAGAGCUCCCACGAGCUAGCACCACAGCCGAUGCAACCCCGUACAUUUCAAAUAUCUCUAAAGGAGCAAUUUGAAUGCCACCGACAGGCUACAUCAGUUUCUAGGAAGACACAGUGGCUCUUCCAUAUCAGUCACCUCUCUUAGAGUUUCAAUGCACAGCUGCCUACCGUCACUGAUGAAGCAGAGGCAAACAGCGGGAGAGAGUGAGUGUCUGAAAUAAACAACAAGAACAAAAAGUGAAUGGCAGUGUGCCAAGCCGACGGAUGGAGGUUUAAAAAGAUAAAGGGAAAAAAUUAUUUCAGUGGCGCUGACUGUACCCGACUGUACCCUGCAGGAGUCACUCAGCGAAGAACAGGGAAAGGAGACGCGUGCCCUCACACGCACACACACGCACAAACACACACACGCACAAACACACGCACAAACACACGCACAGCGUAUGCUAACAAAGGUGCUUUUUACGUAAGUAAACAUUAUUGAGGGCAGACAUCUCAUCUAUAAAAGGAACAAGGAAGAACUUUGAGGUUAACUGUAGCUUUAGCUCGGUUCACUCAGCCAACAUUUCCAAUCUUUGACCUCUGCUGAUUUUGUAACCUUUACCUUUAUUGGUCAUUGCAUCACAUGACCCGAUUACAUCCACCCAGGCGGUUACAUCCACCCAGGACGGUUACAUCCACCCAGGCGGUUACAUCCACCCAGGACGGUUACAUCCACCCAGGACGGUUACAUCCACCCAGGCGGUUACAUCCACCCAGGCGGUUACAUCCACCCAGGACGGUUACAUCCACCCAGGCGGUUACAUCCACCCAGGACGGUUACAUCCACCCAGGCGGUUACAUCCACCCAGGACGGUUACAUCCACCCAGGACGGUUACAUCCACCCAGGCGGUUACAUCCACCCAGGACGGUUACAUCCACCCAGGACGGUUACAUCCACCCAGGACGGUUACAUCCACCCAGGACGGUUACAUCCACCCAGGACGGUUACAUCCACACAGAGUCAUUAGGUUAUUUUACCAAGGCUAAGGGCCACUUAACCCAUCUUUUCAAAACAUAUCUAGAUUGUGCAAAUUAUGAAAUGUUCAGAAAUAAGACACAUAGACAAAUAGCAUUUUAUGAAUCCUAUUUCUAUCCAUUUAAUCCUAUCCAAUAUCCGUAACCAAGACGUAUCAAAAAACUGGGCUCAGGUCUACAAAUGUAGAAAUACAACUCUAGAUAGGUUGAAAUGUUAAAGCCCAUAUGGCUUCUGGGUACUGGUACCUGGGUUUGAGAACCGCAACCCUGUACCAGUUAUCGCUCGACAGUACUAGGAAGAGAGUGAUGUUGCAUACGGUAAACACUUAUUGUUCUUAGGUUCGAGAAAUGAUCAGAUCUUUGAAUGCUAGACAUUAUGUAAUCCUGCCAGAUGGUCUUUUUCUACAGAGGCUCUAUGUAUACAACAGCCGUGGAUGAGGGUGAUCGCAAGUAUAUUUUUGGAAGGAUGCUGUUCUAAAACAGAGGAUCUGAUUCCAACCUUUGGGGUGGUUUGGGUAAGGUAUUGUGAUUGAUGACAGUUGGCAAGCAGUGCUCUUGGGGAUAGUCAGUCUGUCUGCUAGCCAGAUCAUUAGCCAACCAGGACCUCUAUGUUGACAUUCAUAUGUCCUCUGGUCCGUCUGCUUUCUGGGUACAUUUUGUGUGUGUCUGACAAUGACAUCAUUUCUUUAUUUUGUGUUACAUACUGUACCUGUCUAAUUCUUCUCAUAUUAUACUGUCUUUGACUCCUGUUCACAGAGAAAGGCCUAGAGUCUACCGGGGUGAUGACAAGGGAAGGACUACCCAACAAGGUUUUGGCUGUUGAUGGAGAGGAUUUCGAAUGACAGCCGGGACAGUGGUCAUCACAGGAGGUAUUUUAGCUACAGUUAUCUUGCUCUGCAUCAUCGCGGUCCUGUGUUACUGUAGGCUACAGUACUAUUGCUGUAAGAAGGAGGAGUCGGAGUCGGAGGAGGAGGAGCCCGACUUCGCGGUGACGUCCCGCCUCCCGCCUGUCCACUCCAAUCACAAUAUUGUGGCAGCGUCAGCAACCGCCUCUACCCCCAACGGCCCCGCCCUCUUCAUGCCUCCGCCUCCGUUGGCGCGGAAGCUGACACGCUCGCAGACCUUUUGCCCGUCGUGCACGCACUAUGAGUUGCCCUUCUACCUGCAGCAUCCGGACGGUCUGCGGAACGGCGGCGACCGCAUCAGCUACCGCAGUGUCCAGCAACACGACCUGGAGACGCCCUUAGAAAUGCCCAGCUACCACAAACUUAACCUGACCCGGUCAGUCACCAUGAGGGAUAUGUUCAGCCGCAACUGCAGCAUCAGCACUGACGUCUAGUGGCAUUUGCGCCACCUAAUGGCAUGGAGGACUCGUGGAAAUGGACAGAUAAUACGGUGGGGAACUGUGGUCUGACCACUGAUAAAUAAUAAAUAAGAAUGUUCACAAAUAAACUGUGGAAAAGAUAAGAUUCAAAUGAAAUCCAUCAGUUGGUCCUCUUAUUGUUGGAUUGUGGAUAACCCCUCAACAACCCCCUGGUCUCAAUUCACUGAAUCAACUUUAAAUAAGAAACAACAGACUUUGCAGAUACAAAGGAGCCAUGACGAUCUGGAUGAAGAGGACGACCACUGCCAAUCUUCAUCAAUCCCCAACCUAAUUACCAAAACAAGGGUUGUGCAGAUCACGUUUCAAGUUAUGGAAUAUUUCUAUGGUUUUAUGGUUUUGAAAAUGGAGGAAGGGGGAACGAGUUCUAGGGUGUAAGACAUAAAGGGCUUGUGCUAGACCGUGGCAGUCAGAGUCCUCUGCUCUGUUGUUUUGUGGGCAUUGUUUGUGGGCAAGGUUGAGAGAGCUGUUGCUAAGAGAGUAUUAGAGGAGGUCUGCUUCUCAAGAAAGACCAACCCGUGGUUGAUGGUGUGAUCUUCUUUCUACCACACGAGAUUACAGUUCAGUGUGAAUUAAGUUACGAUGGUGAGAGGUGUGUGUACUUGCCAAGGAAGUAAAUCCUAGCAAGGGCUGCACACAAAAUGUAAUGUUACUUUUUCAGCCUCCAACCGGGUCACAAUAACCCCAAAACACAGGAAACAGGGGUGUUAAAGUUAUGUUUUUUUAUUAGGGUAUCAACCCACCAAACAGAGAGUCCAGAGCGGUCUGAACUCUUUGGGCCGAACGAGCUGAGAGGGUUUUGAAAAUGUUCCUUUUUUUAAGUUUUACUUACAUAACAUUAUCUGAAUAUGUGAAAUGUGAAAGACAGUCUAUUAUAUUUGACCAGUGCAGAGAAACCAUAAAAUAACGUAACUGAUAUUUUAUACACUUUAGCUUUAGUAUGUAAUGACGGUUAUUUUGUUCACAGGAGUUUCAAAUUUGCGUCUUUUCACCUAAUUCCUUGUCCUGUAUAAUAUCUGAGAUCCACAGGCGUAUAUAGUCUGAACAACAUUUCGGGCAUUAUCUUAAUUCAAAAAGGUUUGGACUCGGUUUAUCUUCCUCUGCACUCGCCUUGCUGGACUAGGAGGAUGUACCAACUCUGCAAUCGACUGAGGGGCCUGGAAGAGUCUGAUCAUUGUCUCUGAGCUCUGCAAGCAAGACUGGAGGAGAGGAGGCGUCAGCUGUGCUGCGUGUGCACUAGAGGGAAAAUGGGGAUGGAGAGACUGCGGCUGUGAUUUAAUGCCCACAGGCCACUCUUUCAAUCAGAUUAUUUACUGCCGAGAUGAAAUCCGAAUGGAAUGUGGGGUGGGGGCUGGAAUGUGGGGUGGGGGCUGGAAUGUGAUUGGCUCCGGGAUGACGGUCCCGGUCUCCCUGUUCCGUCCAGCCCUACAGUCAGUGGCGAUGAAUGCUUUGCCUCUAUUUUUUUUGUUUUGUUUAAACACCACCUGUUUACUAGCAACAAGGUUGUUUGUUUGUUUAUCCCAGCAAAUGCAAUGGGACUACUUAUUUUGUUGACCUAGGGCUCAGUUCAAUCAAACCCGCAUGGCAGUAUUAACACAGACAAAUAAACUCACAGACUUAUCUUGGGUACUAUAUAAAAACCCACAACCGUUACCCACCCUCACAGGUUGGUCUUCACUUUUCAGAAUCAGAAGUGUGUGGGCACAAAAAUAAUAAUGUAAAUAAAGACACUGCGUAAACAUUGCUAUGGUAGGUUUGAAAGAAUCACAGGCAGCCCUAUUCUUGCAUCACUGCAUCAUGCAAACAGACACACAUACAUAAAUGUAUACAUACGCGUAUAUAUUCUUUUUCAAAAUGUUCUCUUCCUUUUAAAGGCCCAGUGCAGUCAACAUUCUGUAUUGUCAUAUUGUGUAAAAGCUGAUAUGUUUCAGUGUUAUUUUCUGGUUUUGCUUGUUCAAAAUACAAUCUACACAGGACCUUUAAAUCAGCUGGUUUGCAUGGGCAAAAGUUUUGACUUUAAAUGUUUGACAUUACUAGGUUGUAUUAGUAAAAGAUUGAUUAAAAAAGUUCUGUACCUCUGCAAAUAACAGGUAGUUUUCACUACUGUAGGAGCACUCCCAAUCCUAGCAAAAUACAUUCAAUUUCAAGAAUUAUCUUCUUUUUUUGGCAUUAAACUAUUUUAGCCUAUUUGGAUCUGAAUAGCUUACAAAAGAUUGUUCCUCAUUCCAAAAACAAUUUUGUAUUGAAAUAAAAAUGUUUGCAUUGAGCCUUUAAAAGCUAACAGCAGCACAGGAAAUGUGUGUGACAGACAUUCAAGAUAUGAUUAUAUAUUUAUUUUAACAUUACUUUUACUAAAGUAAUUGUGUUCUUUGCUGAACUUCAAUAAUGCUUUAUCUCAGUAUUUGCAUUUUAUGAUCAACUUUCCUUGUUUCUAGCUCAAUAAGGUAAAACAUGUUUCUGUCAUUGUUUCAACUGUAUGACUAAUGAAAACAUGGUUACUAAUAAAAGGGUGUAAAAAAAUCUAGUAUUCAUGUGCUUCUCCACUACUGUACAGUAGGAGAUAUGAGGAAAAUAGUAAA